Molecule: messenger RNA, 324 nt
Organism: Thermothielavioides terrestris NRRL 8126
Lineage: Eukaryota; Fungi; Ascomycota; Sordariomycetes; Sordariales; Chaetomiaceae
Exons: 2
Coding region: 1-324 (107 amino acids)
Source: RefSeq, a predicted model, not a curated record
AUGUCUUUCCACACUUCGGCUCAGGACAUCCGCGUCGAUGGCGGCCAUAUGCUCAGGGCCCGCCUCCGCAAGGUCAACGGCGAGGAGGUGGACGCCGAGAUCGAUCUCAACGCCUUCAUCGGGAACAACGACGGGAGCUUCGAGUGGGGCGGUGAGAACUUCUCCAAGAGUGCCGAGAGCAUCAGCUUUGCGGUUGAGGGCGGUGCCUCGGUCCCGGUCCUCCGUGCCAACCUGCGAAACCGAAACGGGGAGUCUGUCCCAGCGAACAUUAACCUGGCGGAGCGUAUUGAGAACAAGGACGGGGCCUUCGUCUUCGGUAAGUAG